AUUCAAGUAUUAUUUAAUAUAUAUAUCGAUGUAUAAAGUGGCUACUACAUAUGUACUACACAUUCGGCCAGUACCCACAUGCAAAACCCAUUUUCAAUCAUUUUAGCUCAGUCGAAAUGGCAAAAGAUGAGGUUGCGGCUACAAGCAAAAUUGUGUUGUCUGCAGGUUUCAAGAAAAAAAUGAUGCUGCCAUCAGUGUAUUAUAAGAAGAUAAAACAAGAGAAAUCAGAAUGGGCAAUCUUGAAAACCCCUAAAGGAAAGUGGAGAGUGAAAGUGUGUAGAGAUGAUGAUGGUGACAUCUUCUUCAAAAAUGGAUGGUCAGAAUUCGCCGACGAAAACGCCUUCAACAACCACGAUUCCUUGGUGUUGGAACACACCUGCAAUCUAAUGUGCUUCAAUGUUAACGUUAACGUUGCUGACGUCGCUGCUGUCUCUACGCCGCCGCAAAAUCGAGGCAGCUCUCAGGCCAAGAGCUGCAAAGGAAAGGAAAAGAAGAAAGAUGUGGUAUCUCCCCACACCCACACCCACAGCCAGUGGCCGCAAUUCUUCAGAAAGCGAAUGACGGAUUAUUGUGGCACAAAAGGAGCCAUGGUGCAUAUCCCGCUAGAAUUAGCGAGGUCGAAUAAUUUGACAAGCAAGGAAAGCGUAAGUUUAAUGGAUCCUGGAGGGAAAGAAUGGGCGUUUAAACUCCAGAUUCAAAAUGACUUACUCACCGGAAAAUUACGGCGGCUGUUGAUUAGCGGGUGGCAUAAGUUCUACGUCGCUAAUCACCUCAAAUCUGGAGAUGUCUGCGAAUUCACACUCAACCCUGCUUCUUCAUCAACCUCCACUACUGCUUUCUUUCAUGUCCACAUCACUAGACUUGAUGAAUCCACUACUUCUUCUACCUAGACUUUAACUUAAUUCCAACUAUUCUCAUUCUAUGAAUUCUCAACAUCCAUCCUACAACUUCAGCUUAAUCAUGUUAUUAUGCAUUAACUCUUGCUUAAUUAUUGUUUAUGUAAUAUUGUGUAUUACUCCUAUUAGGUUGUUGAUAUUUUGUCUGUUUAUGUAAUAUUGUGUAUUACUCCUAUUAGGUUGUUGAAAGCAUAGGCUAGCUAUAUGGAUUUUCUCCAAAUAAAUAUAUUUAAUAGUUAUGAAGGCAUGAA
This is a messenger RNA of Salvia miltiorrhiza (redroot sage), 1147 nucleotides long. RefSeq names its product putative B3 domain-containing protein Os04g0347400. The transcript has 4 exons. Gene Ontology annotation, molecular function: DNA binding. The record is from RefSeq and is a predicted model, not a curated record. NCBI's taxonomy places the organism in Eukaryota, Viridiplantae, Streptophyta, Magnoliopsida, Lamiales, Lamiaceae. The coding region runs from base 51 to 890 and encodes 279 amino acids.